Zerene cesonia (dogface butterfly) is the source of this 1852-nucleotide messenger RNA. It is a transcript of the gene Vps4, whose product is annotated as vacuolar protein sorting-associated protein 4. Gene Ontology annotation, biological process: endosomal transport; vacuole organization. The record is from RefSeq and is a predicted model, not a curated record. NCBI's taxonomy places the organism in Eukaryota, Metazoa, Arthropoda, Insecta, Lepidoptera, Pieridae. The coding region runs from base 163 to 1485 and encodes 440 amino acids. Gene Ontology annotation, molecular function: ATP binding; ATP hydrolysis activity. The transcript has 2 exons.
UUUUCUACACAAUAUGUCAGUUUAUGUUUGACGAAAAACAACAUUUGGUGAUAAAAUAAUUUUCAUCUUGCUUAAAUUAAAUCAUCCCUGUUCCUCUACGAAGCAAAUUGUUUCAAUUACAGCUAUACUGAUUAUCUUGAAUGGUAACAAAUCGGGAUUAAGAUGACCUCAUCCAAUACCUUGCAGAAGGCCAUCGAUCUUGUCACAAAAGCUACAGAGGAGGAUAAAAACAAAAACUACGAGGAAGCCCUAAGACUAUAUGAGCAUGGUGUGGAAUACUUCCUGCAUGCUGUUAAGUAUGAAGCUCAAGGUGAAAGGGCUAAAGAGAGUAUAAGAGCUAAGUGUUUACAAUAUUUGGAUAGAGCGGAGAAACUCAAAGAAUAUCUGAAGAAAGAUAAGAAGAAAAAACCAGUUAAGGCAGGUGAAUCAAACUCCAAAAAUGAUGAAAAGAAAAGUGACAGUGAUAGUGACUCUGAUGAUCCCGAAAAGAAAAAGUUACAGGGAAAACUAGAAGGUGCCAUAGUGGUUGAGAAGCCACAUGUCAAAUGGAGCGAUGUAGCUGGCCUUGAAGCAGCUAAGGAAGCCCUAAAAGAGGCAGUAAUCUUGCCUAUUAAGUUUCCGCAUUUAUUCACAGGGAAAAGAAUACCUUGGAAGGGCAUUCUCUUGUUUGGUCCACCUGGUACUGGUAAAUCUUAUUUAGCCAAGGCUGUAGCUACAGAAGCAAACAAUUCUACAUUCUUUUCAGUGUCUUCAUCUGACCUUGUAUCCAAAUGGCUGGGUGAGUCUGAAAAGCUGGUGAAAAAUCUCUUUGAACUAGCCAGGCAGCAUAAGCCUAGCAUUAUAUUCAUUGAUGAAAUAGAUUCCUUAUGUUCAUCUCGAUCUGAUAAUGAGUCAGAAUCAGCUCGCCGAAUUAAGACAGAGUUCCUGGUACAAAUGCAGGGAGUGGGUAAUGAUAUGGAUGGUAUUCUUGUACUUGGGGCUACGAAUAUACCUUGGGUGCUUGAUGCUGCUAUCAGAAGGCGAUUUGAGAAACGUAUCUACAUAGCUCUACCAGAGGAGCAUGCCAGACUUGAUAUGUUUAAAUUGCAUUUGGGAAAUACACGUCACAUGUUGUCUGAGCAAGACAUGAAGGUGUUGGCAACCAAAACUGAUGGCUAUUCUGGAGCUGAUAUCAGUAUUGUUGUGCGAGAUGCAUUGAUGCAGCCUGUGCGUAAAGUUCAAUCGGCGACUCAUUUCAAGAAAGUAACUGGUCCCAGUCCAACUGAUCCUAAUGUGAUUGCUAAUGAUUUGUUGACGCCAUGUUCCCCUGGAGACCCAGGCGCUCUGGAAAUGACCUGGAUGGAUGUACCAAGUGAUAAACUGGCGGAACCUCCUGUGACUAUGUCAGAUAUGUUACGCUCACUGGCAACAUCCAAACCAACAGUCAAUGAUGAAGAUAUGAUCAAGCUGAAGAAGUUCAUGGAAGAUUUCGGACAGGAAGGUUAAGAUAUUUUAAUCAUUGUAUUUGAGAUCAUUCAAUGUUAUUAUCAUUAAUUGAUAGAAGCACUGAGCUUAUAUUUGUAUAAUAUGCGGUUUAUUUUUGUAACAAAAUGUAUUUUAAUUUGCUCUGCAUAACUUCAUAUGGAUAAAAGGCCUAGAUCCUCAUUUGUGUAAAGUAGAUAGUUAAUAAAAGUAUGUUUCAAAGCUAUCAACGUUAAUAAAAUAUCCUUUAAUUAAUUUACAUACUUUAAUAUUUAUAACAUGUAUUAUCAACAUCCAGUGUUAAAUUAUAUAAGACAAACAAUUAUUCGUGUUCAAGAGUGUACCUUUUAAACGAAUUUGAAAAUGUUUGUAUGUUAAAGUGUUGUAGCAA